GCAUCCUAGGCUGUCGUGCUUUGCAAGCUCUGUGUCCACACCACAACUCCACCAAAAAAGAACAGACAGGCUUCUUAAUCACCAAAUCCCACUAACCCCCCGCCAUUACAUCCCUGUUUUGGCAACAACUCCAGCAGCUCUCUGCUCUUUUUACUAUAAAAAAACCCAUCUUCACUUCUUCUGUACUUGCACACGAACAUUAAGCGCUUGAUCAAAACUUGUAUUAGCUCCCCACCACCACCAAACAGAAGAGAAACAGAAGAAAAGGAAAAGUUCGAACAACUUCGAACGAUGCGAGCCCUUGCUGUUGUGCUCGGUUCUGCUAUCUUGCUGGCGUAUGUCGCGAGCAGUGCGGGUGCGCUGAGCUUGGAUUACUAUGACCAGACGUGCCCGAAGCUCGAGUAUUCGGUGAGGGGGGCUGUGAAGAAAGCGAUGAAGAACGACAACACCGUUCCUGCUGCUUUACUUCGCAUGCACUUCCACGACUGCUUCAUCAGAGGAUGUGACGGUUCCGUGCUCUUGAACUCGACGGCAAAGAACACAGCCGAAAAAGACGGGCCGCCGAACAUCUCACUCCACGCAUUCUAUGUGAUCGACCUUGCGAAGGAAGCAGUGGAAGCUCAGUGCCCUGGGGUCGUCUCUUGCGCCGACAUCUUGGCCUUGGCUGCUCGGGAUGCUGUCGCUCUGUCUGGAGGACCGCAUUGGGAUGUGCCGAAAGGAAGAAAAGAUGGGAGGAUUUCGAAAGCGAAUGACACAAGGCAAUUACCAGCUCCGACCUUCAACAUCUCUCAACUACAGCAAAGCUUCUCUCAAAGAGGCCUUUCCAUGGAAGACUUGGUGGCUCUCUCCGGUGGCCACACCCUCGGUUUCGCCCACUGCUCGUCGUUCCAGAACCGGAUCCACAACUUCAACUCCGUGGACGAUAUCGACCCGUCGUUGCACCCGUCCUUCGCGGCGCAGCUGCGGAAGGUGUGCCCCGCGCACAACACGGUGAGGAGCGCGGGGUCCACGUUGGAUCCCACGGUGACCAAGUUCGACAACGUGUACUACAAGAUGCUGCUCCAAGGGAAGAGCAUCUUCACCUCGGAUCAGGCGCUGCUCACCGUCCCGAAGACGAAAGCACUGGUCUCCAAGUUCGCCGAGAGCCAGGAGGAGUUCGAGAAGGCCUUCGUGAAGUCCAUGAUCAAGAUGAGCAGCUUGAGCGGCGGCGGGCAAGAGAUUAGGCUGAAUUGCAGAGUUGUUCGUUAAGUCGGUUUCUUUUGUAGAUGAAUGAUUCCUGUGUGUGGCAAAAUCGUGAUUCGUUUCUCUCUUUGGUUCUUUCUUUUUGUUUCUUUGGCUGGUUUGAUAAUGAAUGGCAAUUUUUUAUUUUUCAGAUCAAAUUUGUAAUUGAGAAAAGUCAUUGUGUAAAUAUUGUUGGCUAAA
Eucalyptus grandis is the source of this 1422-nucleotide messenger RNA. RefSeq names its product peroxidase 64. The transcript is spliced from 4 exons. Lineage: Eukaryota; Viridiplantae; Streptophyta; Magnoliopsida; Myrtales; Myrtaceae. Gene Ontology annotation, molecular function: peroxidase activity; heme binding. The record is from RefSeq and is a predicted model, not a curated record. The coding region runs from base 292 to 1248 and encodes 318 amino acids. Gene Ontology annotation, biological process: response to oxidative stress; hydrogen peroxide catabolic process. Gene Ontology annotation, cellular component: plasmodesma; plant-type cell wall.